Suillus bovinus is the source of this 5964-nucleotide messenger RNA. RefSeq lists its product as uncharacterized. Bases 1 to 5964 code for a protein of 1987 amino acids. NCBI's taxonomy places the organism in Eukaryota, Fungi, Basidiomycota, Agaricomycetes, Boletales, Suillaceae. The record is from RefSeq and is a predicted model, not a curated record. Gene Ontology annotation, molecular function: RNA polymerase II cis-regulatory region sequence-specific DNA binding; zinc ion binding; DNA-binding transcription factor activity, RNA polymerase II-specific. The transcript is spliced from 16 exons. Gene Ontology annotation, biological process: negative regulation of transcription by RNA polymerase II; positive regulation of transcription by RNA polymerase II; regulation of ARF protein signal transduction.
AUGCUUCAUCAUCAUUCAGAUGAAACUCAUAUCGAAUGGAACUCUUUGUUUUCUGCUCCCUUAAACCCAUCAGUCUUUGCAACUUUGGCAGCUAAUGGCGUAUUUCCAGUACCACAACGCUCUAAUGUCGGUUUACCACCAUCCCUAUGGAUGUCUCCCGCUUCAACGACUCCCUCCACUCCCUUGUACUCCCCUUUAACUCAGCUCACGAUACCCUCACACCCAGAACCUUCCCCCCUCUCCUCAAACAAACUUUCCUCUCCCUCAGAGACAAUCGAAUCAAAAUCCGCAAUAUUCAGCGAUAUUUUUUCAGAUGACCUCUUUGGUUCCCCCAAUCAGGACCAUGUCCCGAGCCCCUUCACCUCUCCUAGACUUUCUGGUUCACCAGACCUAGAUUCUCCCUUUGACGAAAGCGAUCCAGAAAAACUCGCAAAGCAAGAUCCCCUUGCAACUCAAGUAUGGAAGAUGUACGCCAGGCAAAAAGCAAAUCUACCCCACGCUCAGAGAAUGGAGAACAUCACCUGGAGAAUGAUGGCACUCGCUUUAAAGAAGAAGAAAGAGGAAGAGGAAGCAGCAAAUGCCAACUCAGAAAUUAAAUCAGAAACGGUUCCAACUCCCAUCCCUGACCCUGAUGAAGGAAGAGGUCGCAGGAUUGACAAGGGAAAAGCAAAGGUCCAAAUCGUCGGUGUCGUAGCUAUGGACUGGCGUGCCAUGAGCAGAUCACGCUCUCGCAUAUCAAUGGACUGGAGACCUCAAUCUCGUUCUCGUUCAAGGCCACCCCAGUCCGCAGCAGUCUUUGAUCAUCAUGGUAUCAUAUCUCCCCAAACUGAUUCCCGAUAUCAUUUUCCCUCCCACCCAACCAACGGCGACAGGGACAGACGGAAUAGCUACUCAAAUAGGGAACCACAUCUCGAAUCUCUUGCUGCCUCCCCCAGUAUUCCAAUACCUGGAGCCUCUACUCAUCGUUCUUAUCCGGGGUCUUCUUCGGCACCCCGUUCUGGACUUUCUGGCACCCUCCCAGCCGUUUAUGAAGGUCAAGUCGACCACGAUACGCUCUCUUUCACUCACGCACUCCAUCACGACCAACACAUCGGUCAGCUCAACCACUCCCUCUCUGCCCUCAAUACCCCCGCUUUCCACCCGUCCUCGCUCCCCUCUUUCGGUUUCCACGGAGGUUCGAAACUGCUCCCAGAUCAGUCACCCAAAGCACGUGCCUUCCCUAGACACGUGCGAAAAACGAGCUUCGAUCAUACUGUCAAGCGGGAGGCUCUAUUUACAGGUGUCAGCGGCAGACAUCAGGUCAAUGGCAAGCCCUUGUCACCCGAUAGUUUAAUUGGGCAGAAGCGGAGAGCAGACGCACCUCAUGCAGAGAGCAUGCUACGCGCAGAUCCCUCCAACGUAGACGGAAAUCCCCGCACUACUCAGGAGCCAGAUCAGUACGUGAGCACCAGUCCCUUCCCUUCCACCCCUUUCAACUUCUGCUUCCCGCGGGACUAUGGGAUGUUUGAUAUGCACGGUGGCUCACACAACGAAUUCUCGCAUAUGCUCCACGCCACAGACGAUUCUCAUUCGUCGUUCCAUGAUUCUGUUUCACAUCAUCUCAAUGGUUCUGCAUAUGGGUCUGCUUCUGGCGUCAACGAGGGACUCUCGGCUGCCGCCGCGGCUGCAAGUGCUGUGAUGGCCGAAGGAUACCGGAAUCUCAGCGCCGCUGCCAAUUUCCCGUCAGACGACUACAGCCAUCUACUUGGACUUCCGUAUGGAAACAUCGAUUCGAGCGUCAAUCUCGCACAAGGCCCAUAUACGGUUGAUCCCACACAGAUUCUUCCAGUAGAGCAUGGCGACGGGGUCUUACAAAGCUACCAUGCUAGUCCAUCAAGUGACGGAUGGGGCAAUGGCCUUACGUCCAGCUCGACCGCAUCCCCUGAACCAUAUUUAACCUCGAGCGCUUCUUCACCUCCAUCUGUUGAAGGAGCCACCACGGGCACCAACUCACGGAAUCAGAUGCGGAAGAUUGCGUCUACGAAACGUAUCGCCCAGGAAAUCAGGCGCAAGAAGUCAGUUUCUGCAUUGAGCCCCACAAUUGGGACCGUAUCGCGAUCAGCGACGAGUACCCCUGAUCUGAGUACGAGAGAUGGGAGCGCUGGUAAUCCGAAAGGCGGUAGUGAUGAUGGGGAUCAACCGCCCACAUCAUGUACAAACUGCCAAACUACGAAUACGCCACUGUGGAGACGCGAUCCCGAAGGACAGCCUUUAUGCAAUGCAUGCGGAUUAUUUUUUAAACUGCAUGGUGUCGUUCGUCCGCUGUCGUUGAAGACGGACGUCAUUAAGAAACGGAACCGGGCUUCUGGUGCUCCUAACGGAAAUGCACGAAAAGGGGGCGCUGGAUUGCCCAAACUUGCAUCAUCGAAUACUCGGCCCCGCGCAUCGACAACUAGCACGGUGCCAACUUCAUUCACGAAUGGACGAGGAGUGACGACUGCGAAUAGAGUGGGGCUGGGCCCAUCUCCCCCCGUCGCGAUGAAGAGACAACGUCGGACAUCCGCGAGUGGGCAGAUGCUUAGUGGUCCUACGACGUCUCGGAGGGGUGACGAGGGUGCUUCCAAAGACAUUAAAGAUUCCCGCCGUAUCUCCCGCACCGAUCUCGAUUUCGAACAAGCACUAAGGCAUGGGGGCACGGUGAAGCUUAAAGAGAGCCUUGAUAUCAAUACCCUGGGCGUAUCUGACAGCCCUGUUCCUCCUGCGCACGAAUUCGCUUCGCCUUCAUCCCGACCUCCAUCAAGAGAAUUGCGGACUCCGCUGGCUCGCGCACACGCCCAUGCACCACCUACGCCCGUCAUCGUCCCACCCACCCCAUCCCCAAUCCCCGGACCCUCCUCCGCAAGAUGUUCCUCCACGACCAGCUCCAACGACAUUUUCUACGACGCCGAAGACGCUGAUAUGCAAACUAGGAGACGAAGCUUGUACCGUGCGUCUGGUACGAGCAGCAGUCCCGACCUUGCUACGCUCGUGCGGAAGGCAAAAGAGAGGGGAGGGGUAGUUCCGCAGGUUGAAAAACGCGCAGAGCCGCCGUUGCCGGUGCCGGUGCAAGGAGGGGCGUCGAGACUUGGAGUUGGGCCCUCGCGUCCGAGAUCGUCGACUUCUGCGGGUUCUCCUCCUUCUGCUUCUUCGUCUUCUUCGCCUAGGAAUCCGGUGGUGAACGUGUCACCUGUUGUGACGAGGCCGUCGAAACUUGGUCUGAGGGAGUUGUCGAGUCCGAGUUCGGAGUGGACGAGCGCGUUUCUGGGUAAGAUGCUGGGUCAGUCGACAACACGGGACCGGUCGCGGACGGAUGCUUCUGUCACUGGGUCUCCGCGCUCAAGACCGUCUUUUAUGGACAAUUUUGCACCCCCUGUGCCCCCGUUACCGGACGAAGCUCCUCGCUCUGUGGUAUCCCCCACCCCUGGUAUGUUUGCGAACACCUAUUCGACCUCUACACAUCAUAAACCCCUACCUCCGAUCCGCCUCGGUCCAGCCACUGAUGAUUCAGACGAUCGGUCUAUUGUCGUAAUUGAUUCCAUGUCACAAACACGAGAUAGAACGCUGUCUCCUGGCACGCGUCUUAGCGACAAACCCAAGCCAGAGGGCAGGUUUAUUAGUCAUAACAAGCGACGAAGCAUGAGCGUGAACGACAUAAAUUUACAAAAAAUAAACGUUCCUUCCUCGCCUGCACCCACACUUCCUCCCAAGGACUCUUCCCCUACGGAGUUCCAGGCUUGGGAAUCUUCUUCCUCACUUCACGGGAUUCUUAGUGAUUUGAAGGGUGUUUUGUCUCAACUGGAUCCGGAGUCUGGUUCAUCGCUUGACUUGCGAGAUCCCUCUACACCAGCAAGACGUGCUGCUUAUUCGCGGGCGAAGACUCAGACUUCUGAGUUUAGGUAUCAGGGGGAUCCUUCCAGAUCUCCGGUAUUGCCCCCUGUUCCGCCGUCUACUCCCAUUGAUACGGAUGAAGAGAGGGGCAAGGAUUUGGCUGCGAAGUGCUAUACCGAGGAUGAGGAUUUCGUGGCCAAGGAGAAGAUUGCGGAGUGGUUAGGCGGAAAUGGGCAAGUCAACAAGAUAGCGCUCCAUCACUACAUGAACUACUUUGACUUUACGGGGCUGAGGCUUGAUAAUGCAUUUAGACGUCUUUGUAACAAGUUGUAUCUAAAGGCUGAGACCCAACAAGUGGAUCGCAUUCUUGAAGAGCUCAGUCGACGAUUCUGGGAUUGCAAUCCGACCCGUCUGUACGGUAGUGCCAGUGUCGUUCACGCAGUCGUCUACUCCAUCCUCCUCUUGAACACCGACCUCCACAUCGCAGAUAUUGCAAACAGGAUGUCGAAGAGUCAAUUCGUCCGCAACACGAUGAUGGCCAUUCAAACCCAGACUCACCCAAGUCACUACGGUUCGAGUCCGGAUCUGAACGAUGACAAUAGCAGCGGGCCGCUAACGGCAUCUGACGGCACCGAGACGCAGUCCCUCGCUCGGUCGAAGAGAAGUGGCAGUAUUGCAAGCUGGAACAGUAUCUCCAAAGAUACAUUCUUCGCCUCACCUGCGGUUUCUUCUGCUGUUUCGACGGCGCAGCCCUCGCUCAAUAGCAGUACUACAUCUUUCCACCAUUCCUCUGGUCCAGAAUCGAAACCUCCGAGUACUACUCCCUCGACGGUUGCGUUUGACAGGAACUGGGAGAUGGACAUGGAAAACUUGCUCAAGGUAGCUACGCUCUCUAUGGGUAAUUUCCUCACCCCUUCUCUUGGUUUCGCGUCCAAUUUGUCGCAUACGAUCAUCAGGGAAUCGCAGGAAGACGAGGACCGCAGCUGUCGCAGUCAUGAAUCUAGUUCGACAACUAUUAGUAUCACAGAUGAAGAACUUGCACUUCUCGGGGCGCCAUGGGCAAAGGAGGGGAUGCUUUGCCGCAAACAGUAUUGGGAGUCCGCGGGUAAGAGAGCAAAGGCUAAGAACUGGAUGGACGUUUUCGUAGUCAUUCAAAAAGGGGAGCUGAAUAUGUUCACAUUUGGAGACCAUGGUGGAGGGUUCUCUGCCGUCGUUGGUGGUGGUAAUUGGCUGGAAAAUGCCCAAUCCGUUGGCGCAGUGCAGCUGUCUCAUUCGCUAGCCCACUCCUUGCCUCCUCCAGGCUACAACAGACAACGUCCCCACUGUAUGGUGCUAACCUUGGCCAACGGUGGUGUAUUCUUUUUCCAAGCCGGUACAGAGGAGCUCGUCAACGAGUGGGUCUCGACUUGCAACUACUGGGCGGCACGGACCAGCAAAGAGCCAUUAGCAGGUGGCGUCUCCAACAUGGAGUAUGGCUGGAAUCGUGUCGCAGAUGCUUUGAAUGGACGCUCUACAUCGGAUGACCAUAAACCCGAACACGAUCGCGCCGAUUCAAUGAGCGUACGCAGCGGGCGGAGUACCCGAAGUAAACUCGGUUGGAAAGAGAGUGCCGCUACCGUCCGGGCUCAUUCGCCGUGGCCGGAGAGAUCGUUCAUCAAUGAUUGGAAGCCUCCUAUUCCACCCUCGAUAUCCAGCAUUCAUGACGAGGAAACCCAGCUCGAGGCACUCCAGAAAUAUGUGCAUAUGUUGAAAAAGGAUUUCAAGCAUCAUAAUGAACUGAGGGAACCAAUGAGCGCUCUGUACACACCGCGUUCAGCGAACGGAGCCAAAGCGCAAAGUAAUUGGGAGAAGAAGUCACAAUUCCUGCUCACUGAAAUCGUGAAGUACGAUUCUUACGUCGACUCACUGCAAUCCGCCAUGAAUUUGCGUCUGAAGAAGAGAGGAGAAAAGGCACUAGAACGCGCCCUGGUCGUUGCGGUACCUGAUGACAAUGACCCGGCGACAGCAUCUGGUAACUGGAGAGGCUAUUCAGAGGAAACAAUACCCGAAGACGAUGAGCCACCGGUGAGUAGAAUACCUAGAGUUUCUCCGUUCCAUCGCAGAGAGAUGGCGGAAUAA